Cucurbita maxima (winter squash) is the source of this 1103-nucleotide messenger RNA. Its product is annotated as EKC/KEOPS complex subunit bud32. Gene Ontology annotation, biological process: protein phosphorylation. The coding region runs from base 270 to 950 and encodes 226 amino acids. The transcript has 7 exons. Gene Ontology annotation, molecular function: ATP binding; protein serine/threonine kinase activity. NCBI's taxonomy places the organism in Eukaryota, Viridiplantae, Streptophyta, Magnoliopsida, Cucurbitales, Cucurbitaceae. Gene Ontology annotation, cellular component: EKC/KEOPS complex; cytosol; nucleus. The record is from RefSeq and is a predicted model, not a curated record.
UUUGGAAUUGGGGACUAACAGAAUUUUGGGUUCUAAUCUUUACAAAAACUUCCUCUUUAAACCACGACACUACCAGCGACAACGAGGACUUGCGGCUUCGUUCGGGUCCUUUUUCUCAUUUGCAGUUGUAUUUCUUUCAUUUUCAGUUUGAUUUCAUAUCGAUUCUAAGAGUAAUUCGGGGCUCUGGUUGUAGAAUUAAUAACUUGGAAGUUUCUUCCAGGAACUUCUAUUUUGUUAUUCAACACAUCCUGCUGCUGCCUACUGUAGUUAUGGAGAUAAAGACGGAUAGUAAUGAUGGCUCACUCGUUUUAAUUAAGCAAGGAGCUGAAGCUAGAGUGUUUGAGUCUACUUUCGUAGGAAGGCGAUCGAUUGUUAAGGAACGAUUCUCAAAGAAAUAUAGACAUCCAUCUCUGGAUUCCAAACUCACACUCAAGCGAUUGAAUGCAGAAGCAAGGUGCAUGACCAAAGCUAGGCGACUCGCGGUUUCUACUCCAGUGUUGUAUGCUGUUGACCCGAUAUUACAUACCCUGACAUUUGAGUAUGUGGAAGGUCGUUCUGUGAAAGAUAUAUUACUUGAAAUUGGGUCAAGUGGUGAUGGUUCGAAACAGUUGAAGGACAUUGCAAUGCAGAUCGGCGUUGCAAUUGGGAAGUUGCAUGAUGGUGGUUUAAUUCAUGGUGAUUUGACGACGUCUAACAUGUUGGUGAGGAGUAGUACCAAUGAACUUGUCCUUAUUGAUUUUGGUCUGAGCUUUACUUCAACUAUUCCUGAAGAUAAAGCAGUUGAUCUAUAUGUGUUGGAACGAGCACUGCUAUCGAUGCAUUCUUCAUGUGGCAAUGUGAUGGAACAAAUUCUUGCUUCAUACCGGAAGACUUCGAAACAGUGGUCGUCAACCUCGAACAAAUUAGCUCAAGUGCGUCAGCGAGGCCGAAAACGCACCAUGGUUGGUUAACAUCUUUCUUUUUAGUGACCCUUUGUAGUAGACUCAUUGAAGUGUCUUUGACUAUAAAAGCUAUAUAUUUAAGUGAAUCAGACGAUUUGUUUUUUUGUGUGUUGUUUUGGAGAUUUGUAAUUAGAUGUGGUGAGCUUUUUGCACUUAUGAGAC